This is a messenger RNA of Coregonus clupeaformis (lake whitefish), 8053 nucleotides long. RefSeq names its product immunoglobulin superfamily, member 9b (gene igsf9b). Gene Ontology annotation, molecular function: protein binding. The coding region runs from base 340 to 6588 and encodes 2082 amino acids. Gene Ontology annotation, biological process: cell-cell adhesion. The transcript is spliced from 22 exons. NCBI's taxonomy places the organism in Eukaryota, Metazoa, Chordata, Actinopteri, Salmoniformes, Salmonidae. The record is from RefSeq and is a predicted model, not a curated record.
CUGAGUGCAUGUGGUAGGGAGGAGAAAGAUACGAGGAAGGGACGAAACCGCGAGGAACGUAGUAGAUGAAUAUACGACUAUACUCUGUCUACACACUCCAUCAUUGCAGUGGGGGAACUGAGGGGUACACAUCAUUUUGGUUUUUUUUGAGUAACGUAUAACUUAAAUGUGCUUUAUGGAUUCGGAGAGUAUUUUUCUACUGCUCCUUUUUACAACACUUUGGGUAACUUUGGACAAAGCAACACGAAGAAGAGCAAUAUAAAAGUAUGCUCGGAAACUUUGAAAGGAUUCUAAACCCAUCUAGGUUGGGAGAUGUGUGAAGGAGUGUGAGGGACGGCCAUGGGAUUGGAGAGACUGUGGCUUCUGGGUGUCACCACUGUUGUUGCCCUCUGUCUGCUUCGUACGUCCCAGGGUGUGGAGGCGGUGGUCCGAGCCAGGGUUGGGGGGACUGCAGAGCUAGGUUGCAGUCUUACCCCCCCUUCUACAGGAGCCACCACCCCAAACUUGUUCCCACUGCACGUGGUGGAGUGGGUUCGUCUGGGUUACAAUGUUCCCAUCCUCAUCAAAUUCGGAGUGUACGCGCCACGCCUGCAUCCCAACUACAAGGGCCGUGUGUCUCUGACCCGGGGGGCCUCGCUGCUGGUGGCAGGGCUGAGCCUGGAGGACGAGGGCUGGUUCGAGUGUCGCAUCCUGCUCCUGGACCGCACCACAGACGAGUUCCGCAAUGGCACCUGGACCUUCCUUUCCAUCACAGCCCCACCUGUAUUUAUCAAGACUCCACCUACCUUUGUGGAAGUCCUGCUAGGGGACUCCCUGACCCUCAGCUGUGGUGCCCAUGGUAACCCUCGACCAACUGUUAUCUGGCAUAAAGAUGAGACCCCAAUUGAGAAACAUGAAAAGAUGGUGGUGCUCAAUGGCACCUUAUCUUUGGCCCCCGUCACCAGAGAGACAUCAGGAAUGUAUAAAUGUCAUGUGUCCAACUCGGAGGGGAAUCUGACCCAUACUACCCAGCUGCAGGUCAAAGGUCCUCCACUCAUCAUCAUCGCCCCAGAGGACACCACCCUCAACAUAUCCCAGGAUGCAGUUCUGCAGUGCCAAGCUGAGGCCUAUCCCUCCAACCUCACCUAUGAGUGGUGGAAACAGGGACAGAAUGUCUACCAUAUAGACUAUCUCAAGACCCGUGUGAAGAUCUUAGUGGACGGCACACUCCUCAUCCCUAGUCUUGUCCCAGAGGACACUGGGAUUUACACCUGUAUACCAACCAAUGGGCUGAUGACCCCACCCUCUGCCUCAGCACACCUCAAAGUCAAACACCCUGCCCGGGUGGGCCGGAUGCCCAGGGAGACGUAUCUACCUACGGGCAUGAGAGGAGUCAUCUUCUGCCCAGUCCAGGCUGAGCCCCCCAUGCUCUUUGUCAACUGGACCAAAGAUGGGAACAAUUUAAAUCUUGACAAUGUCCCUGGCUGGAUGGUGAACUCCGAGGGUUCAGUGUUUAUAGCCACAGCCAAUGACGAUGCAGUGGGCAUGUACACCUGUACUGCCUAUAACAGCUAUGGAACCAUGGGCCAGUCUGAACCCACUAAGGUUAUCCUGCAGGAUCCGCCCUCAUUCUCUGUGUCCCCUCGUGCUGAGUACCUGCAGGAGGUGGGCCGGGAGCUGGUCAUCCCAUGUGAGGCAGAUGGAGACCCCUCUCCCAAUAUCACCUGGAGCAAGGUUGGUCCCACUCCUCGCUCCACAUACACUGUGCUGUCCAACGGCUCCCUCCUCCUGAAGCCUCUCAGAAAAGACCACCAGGGGGGCUGGGAGUGCCUUGCCACCAACCGCGUGGCCACCAUCAGCACUGGCACUGUGGUCUUGGUUCUGGGCACCAGCCCUCAUGCUCCCUCAUUCGUGUCAGUAAGCACUGGGAUGAACCAGGCCAAUGUGUCCUGGGAACCUGGAUUUGAUGGAGGAUACACCCAGAAAUUUACUAUCUGGGUUAAGCAGGCUUCCAGAGGGAAACAUGAGUGGGCAUCUCUCCCAGUGCCCACGUCCAAGUCCCACCUGUUGGUGACAGGGCUGCUGGCUGGCACCAGCUACCAGUUCAGUGUCCUGCCUCAGAACAAACUGGGCUCUGGGCCCUUCAGUGAAAUCACCUCUGUCAGGACGCAGGCCCUGCCAACAGAUUCACCGACAGUGGUGACCACUUUACCAACUAUCGACUCUCCCUUGUUCCUGUCAGCCAAUCGGACGGUGCUUGGGAUUGUCCUACAGUGGUAUGCUCCUGAGUCUCAGGCCACACCCCUCACUGGGUAUGUCCUCCAGGCUCGGAGGGACAGAGGCCAAUGGGUCAUUCUCAACAGCGCUGUGAAGGCCAACCAGAGUGAACUACUGGUACAAGGAUUACUGAGGGACUGCAUUUAUGAUCUGAGAUUGAUGUCUCGCAGUAACAAACUACUGAGUGAGCCCAGUGAGUCUGUCAAUGUGAACACCACAGGGAUGGAGAUGUACCCUGUCUGGCCAGGCUUCCUGGAGUUUGUCCCUGAGCCCUUAUUGGCUGGUGUGUUGGGUGGAGUGUGCUUCCUGUUCCUGGCAAUCAUCCUCUCCUUGGUGACAGCCUGUGUUAUGAGUCACAGAAGAGCCCAUCGGCGCAGGAAGAGGAGAGAUGAUCUCCCCUCUGCCUUCCAGAAGAGUCCUUCUCCAGAAGCUCGCUCGCCUUCUGACAGCCCCGACAGCGUUCUGAAGAUGAAGCUGUGUCCUCCCCUGUCUUUCUUCCCCAACUCCUCAUCUUCCCAGUCUGACCGUUCCUCCUUUGAUAAAGGCAGCCGUGGAGAGUACCAGGACCAGCGCAGUCAGCUCCUUUCCAGCUCCUCUCCCCCACCCCACUACACCAUCUUUGAGAGCCACCUGGGGGGUAAGGCCCCCUCACCCUCUGCUCUGGAGUCCAUCUCAAGAGGCCCAGAUGGACGUUUCAUUGUCCAGCCCCUGCUAGAGGGGUCUACUCUUUCCAACAUUAAGAAUAACGUGAAAACAGUCUUCCUACAAACCCAAACCAAUGGGGGAGGUAGCGGCACAGGGAGCAACCAGACAUCUUUCAGAGACUCUCUAAAGUCCAGCAGUCUGAUCUCUGAGAAGGGGGAGAGAAAGGACUCCCUCCUCACAGUGGAGGUUACAGACCUCAGCAAGCCCCCUGCUUCCCCGGGUAGAGUGAGGGCCAUGGCCAGGAACUUCUCCCGUCAUGGCUGCUUCUACUCUGAUGACGAGCAGGGCAUCUCAGAGGCUCUGCUGGAGAGAGCCAGCUUCUACUCCGACAGCAGUGAGAAGAGAGCCUGUGACUCCCUGAAAAGAAACCAUGCUGGGCACCCAGAGGACAUCUUCGCCAGCCUGGGCAGGAGAGCCAGACUGCUGGAGAGGAACAGGCAUCACCAAGCAGGCUACCAUCCCAUGGGGAGAGAGAGCCAGCUGACCAACGCCAGCACACUGGUCUCACAGAUUGAUACAAGUGAACAAGAGCGGGAUAACCUCAGCAAGUGUCUGCAGUUGGCUAAAGAGAGGGAGGAGAUGGAGAGGGAGCUGGAGAACUAUACCGCCAGCCAGAGGGCAAGGGAGCAGGAGAAAGGUGGGCCUGAGAAGGCAGCAAACCCUAACAGGGAACUGGGCAGUUCAGGGGCUGAGGAUCCUAUAUGGAAGCCACAAAACAUUACCUUACGUCCCAAAGCUCACCGGGCUUCCGGGCAGACCCAUCAGCUGUCGGACUAUAGGAGGGCCUGCUACUUUGGGAACACCAGCAGCCCAAUGGACCGGCUCCCUUCCUCCUAUAUCCAAUGGGACAUCAGCCCAGUCACAUCCAUCAACAGCCUAAUCCCAGUGCAGAGCCCCUUAGAGAGCACCACACCAAGGUUCCAACAUCCUCACCAAUGUCACGUUGGGCCGGCCAUGGAGGACUCGCUACCUGAGGACUGCUCACGCUCCCCAGUCACUCAAUGCACCUCUCUAUCUCUGCUCUCCCCUACCUCAGAAAGCCCACCUAUUGGUCGAGGAACAGCCAGAGGCAGACCCAGGUCGAGGAGUCCUGACAGAACUGUAGAAAGAGAGCAGGACACGUAUCAUAGAAGGUCUAUGGUUGAGGAAGGCUGGAGGGAAAAGAAGCAGCCAGGGGGAGGUGCCUUAAAACCAAGAUCGUCCUUUGCUUAUGGUACACAGCAUCUGGAGCCAGCAGCUGAAAGUGUCAGAUCUGUUUCAGCAGAUCAAGUAAGGGCCACAAGUCCUGGUCAGCCUUACCCAGACACUGCAUCAUAUAGUCUUUCUGAGAAAACAGAAACAAUAGAUUACCUUAGGGAGAGAGUUUAUCAGAGUCCUUCUAGUUAUUCUACUUUGCCCUAUGAGCUCCACAAAGCAGGGGCCAAAGGGAAAGUAAGAGAUGAUAAGAUUGGGGAUGACCCUCGGAGUUCACUGUUAUACCCUGAGCAGGAGAGAGAGGGUGACAGGACACGCUCCAGAAGGAGUGAUAGGGCUCUUUUUAGUGACAGCCCCAGUCGUAUUUCUCCCUUAACUCUUCUCGAAGAGUGUGAUAGUGACCAGUCCCAGUUCUCUGUUGCCAGAGUCUCAGAGUCUUUCAAGAAUAAGCCGACAAACCAGGCUCCCAAAAUGUCCCCACUGCAGACAAGUGCAAUUCUGGAGUAUUUGAGCCUCCCGGGUUUCAUUGAGAUGAGUGUGGACGACCCUGGGGAUGAAUCUGAACUCACAGACACUACUUGCCAAAGCGUAGAGCCACAGACAGAGACUUCUCUGGAAGGUAAGCCAGACGUGGUUCCAAAAAACUGGGAAGUUCAUGUGCAGGAGAACCUUGAGACAAGUUCAUGCCCCAAAAAAGUUUCUUUUUUAGAAAACAGGCACUCUGUUGGUCCAGCAGCAACUUCAGAAGCAGUUGAAAAGCCAGCCUAUAGAUACUCUCUGCAAGUGGAAGCAAGAGAUUCAAGCCACAAAGCUGGGAUUCCAGACCAGUCAACAAAACAAUCACCUGCUUCAGAACUCACAGGGCAUUAUCGUCACAACCAUGAGCAGUCACAACCACUUAUUAGUCAAAAGACCACAGCCUCAGAGAGACCACUAUCGAGAAUGGGUUUAAGUCCAGCCCAGACGUUGGUUAGUGCAGCUAAAAGCAUGGCAGACGUUGUGUCAAAACACACUGACACUUUUGCAGGUAAACCAGAGUCAGCUUCAGAACAAUCCCAAAGACUUCAUUCUCAGGGCAACAGGACUAAUAAAAUAGCCUCCAAGAUCCAUCAACCCCAUGCACCGUUCAUGAAGAAGUCUCUGAGCAUCGGCCCCUGCAGAACACUCUCAGGCAUGGGACAGCCUCGUCCAUUUCUGAAGAAAUCCAUCAGCUUAGGGUCACAGAAAUGGGAGCAUUUUGAAAGCCCAAGGACUUAUGUCUCAGAGAAAUGUUACUGGGAUGAGUUCCCAAACCCAGACGUCCGGGUCAAGUCCUAUAGUUUAGGACGCACCCCUGCAUCCUCCUUCUCCAGGCCAGGCCCCUCGUGGCGAGAAGGGGUCCCUUUUAGACGGCCAAGUGUAAGCAGCUUGGAAAGGCCUAGGUAUGCUGAAAAAUCAUUGGAGAGGCCUCAGUAUGACAGAUCCUUAGCCAGCUCUUCCUAUACCUACCUCAGCUCCUCCAUGUACCCACCAAGGCAACCCCCAGGCUCUGCUAGACGAGACCUAUCUGAUCCACGUAGACAGGCCACUGCUUAUCCUGAUGCAUCCAGGUCGCCUAUCACAUAUCAGGAUGCCCUGAGGUCUGUACAGCACAGAUAUGUCCCUAUGGAUUCCUCAAUACCCCAGUACCCACCCAGACCAGACCAGUACCCACCCAGACCAGGCAUGAGGGGGGACUACCCCAGACCGAUCGAGUCCAAGAGGGGCCCACCGAGGCCCAACCUGCCCCGGAUGUAUAGCUGGCCCUCACCCUACCAUGGUGGCCCUUUCCCACCCAGAGAUGUAGACAGUUAUAGACAGGCAGAGAGAGGGACAGGUAAGGGGGCAGGAGCUGAGGUAGAGAUGAGAGACAACAGGGAAGGAGGGAGGGCCAGUUAUGCCAGCCAGAGCAGUGGCAGAGGUAGCGUUGGCCUCCUCCGCCAGUCCCUCUCUAUCACUCCCACCCUUCUCAGCUCCCCAGAGACAACUGAGGAUAGUGAGACACAGAGACACAGAGCUGAGAUGGAUCUACGUGAGUGGAGAAAAAAAAGAAGGAACACAUCAGUAGAUGAGAGUUAUGAGUGGGAUUCCGCUGAUGUCUGUGUGGACUCGGAAGUCCUGGCGGCCAUGAAGCCACAGGCAGGGGUAGGGAAGGGCAGGGGGGAGGGCAGGCAUGAUCGACCCCGUUCCGCGGCUGGCCUCCAGGACCUCCACAGGAAAGGCCCGCCUCCCACAGUCAGGCCACGAGUUUCCAACCCACCUCGCUGCCAAUACAGCCGCUCCCUAAGUGAGGCGCGCUUCAACGCACUCCGCCUAGAGUAUCAGGAGUACAGGCGUGCUCAGGAAACCUCCUGCACCAGUGAUCCCUGCCUCCCCCCUGACACAGACUCUGACUCCAACUCAGCGCUCCUCUAACCGCCUGCCCACCCUGAUAUUUCAAACAAAGGAAGCAAAUAGAUUCUCAGAUGCACAGAAUACAGCACUGUGGUCCUCGAUAUAUGCUGGAUAUAUUUAUUGAAGCUUUGUGAUACCGCGACACCUAAUUUUUAUAUGUACAAAAUCCAUAUCCUCAACAGUUCAAUUGGAUCAUCUUUGGACAGAACACUGUCAAAAGUAUAACCAACUGAAAGACAGGAUAUGCUGCUUGAUCAUAUGGAGCACAACGUACACAACAAUUGCCACAGAUAUUGAUACCUGUGUUGUGUGCCAUCAUUAUUGACACAGAAUAAUACUUGGCCCUGUUUGAAGCCUGUUAUGAGAUGCUGGAUAUUUAUAUUUCUUGUGUUUUGUGUAAUCAACACAAACAGUAUUUUGCAUUUAGAGCCACCAAUCCUCUAGGUAAAUGGCUUGUGCUUUGAGUGAGUGAGCCUUCAUCUUUGUAUUGCAUCGUUACAGUGGGUAGCUCAUCAUUACCUGAGUAGAAAACUUUUUUUUUUUUUUAAAUUAAUUUCCCAAUUACAAUCUUGUCACAGGUGAAUCUCCCUCAUUUAUGUGUUUGUAAUCAUCCUCAGUUUUCUCAGCAGAGUAUUUCAGACUAACAGGAAAGUGUUGAGUGAUUGCUUGUAAGAGUUAACAGUGUCAAUGUGUUCAUGUACUGUAGCCCUAGACAAUUAAAUCUUGUAUUUUUGGUACCAUAAAAACUCAACAUCUUAAUCCUCGAUCAUAUGAAAAAGAAUUCACGCUGACAUUUCUUGACUUUAAAAAUAUCUUCUGUUGUUCAUGACAGGGAAAAGUUCUGUAUCAUCUUUGCUUUACCUUUGUCAAAAAUACGGUAGUUCACCGUUCACAAAUAUGGUUAAACAGAUUCCCAAAUUAAGCAUAUAUUAAAUUAUUGGAGAUCAAGAAUAACAAUAUGGCUUGAGAUUAAGUACUGUAUAUAUUUUAAUAAUCUACAUCUUUCUUUUUUUAUAUUUUGUACUACAAGCAUAAUUGAGCAUUAUUGUAUAUUUAUUAACAUGACUUUUGAUAUGCAACAAUGUUUACAUGCAAGUUCACAUCAUUGAUGUGAAAACCACACUGUGAAUAUACUCCAUUAAGAUGAAUUAUAUGUUGGAAUAAGACGUCUCCAUUUAUUGUUGUACAUUUUCUGCACAAAAUUGUGUCCUGACUUUUGUUAUGUAAUGACAAAACUGUACUUUUGUACUUUAUACUGGAACUGUUUUACAGUAACCAAAAAAGAAAAAAGGAAGGAAAAGUAAAAAGGAAGGAAUUGAAGCCUGUAUUAUAAUUCAGGAGCAGCUGUAAAUCUGUACAUUUGGAGUACAUAAACAUGUUUUUGUUUUGUACCAACUGGGUUGAAAAAAAAUAAUCUGCUCAUUUGGUUGUUCUUAUUAUAAUUUGUAUAUGUUUGUAUUGAAUAAAUUGUUUUAUUCUGAAUGUA